UAUUUACUUAAAUUAGUAUCCUAUUUAUUAAGCCGAUUCAAACGAUCAAUAAUUUCGCACUUGGUACAAUACACAUAUGUUUUGCAAGGUUUCUGCUAAUGAUUAAAACAAAAUAAUGAAGAGCAAUAAAAUUAAAGUAACUUGUUUAUUUUUCUUUUGUCUAAGCAAUAUUUAUUAUGUGUCUACCGAGCCAAUUUCUAUAAUAGCAGGGUCGUCCAUACUCAUUGGUUCAUAUUUUGGAUGGGAUGCAAUAAAGUCCAACACAAUUUGUCAUUUCACGGAAUGCUGCGAUAAAAAAUACGUGCCAUAUGAUAUAAACAAACUAAAAGAAUUACUAUCACAGAAAAUGUUUGGUCAACCUCUUGUAACCGAGUUAAUAAAUAUUUUGAGUGCUCAUAAAGAAGCUUUGCAUCAUGACACUAAAAGGAACAAGAAAGCUCUCGUAAUAAGUUUGCAUGGUUGGUCUGGGGUGGGCAAAAACUAUGCUACAAGUAUGAUAGCAGAAUCUUUGUUCAUUAAGGGAAUGGAGAGCAAAUUUGUGAAAAUGUUUAUGGGAAAAAAAGAUUUUGAUUGUACUAAAAUACAUGAAACGCAGAUGAAACUGAUCCAUGAUGUCAAAAUGAUUGUUAAAGAUUGUCCAACUUCAUUAAUUAUAUUUGAUGAAAUCCAUGAAAUGUGUCCAACUAUUCUUGAUGCAAUUAAACCCAUGUUAGACCAUCACCAUGCAGUUGAUGGAAUAGAUUUUAGGGAUAGUAUUUUUGUUUUUAUUUCCAAUAUUGGUGGAAAAGAAAUAUCUAGUAAGCUCUUGGAAUUAUAUAAUGAAGGUUUAAAGAGGAAUGAAGUAGAUUUUCAAAACUUUGAACCAAUUAUAAGAAGAACAGCAUACAGUACAGGUGGUUUUGAAAAAUCUGCUACCAUAGCUCAAAAUUUAAUAGAUCACUACAUACCAUUUUUACCCCUAGAACAACAACAUGUUGAGACAUGUGCAUUAGCUGAAUUUAGAGCUCAUGGGGUAUAUCACCCAACAGAAGAAAUGAUGGUAGAUGCCUUGUCAGUUAUUACAUAUGGACCUACAGAGGAUCAGCCUAUUUUUGCAAAUAAUGGUUGUAAAAGAUUUACAAAACAAAUUCCAUAUGUAAUACAGAAACACAAAGUCAAGAGUGAUUUAUGAAUGGUUUAAAACCAGUUGUAGAAAAAUUACUAAGGUCUUAUUAUUGUUUUACAAAAUAACAGCUUAUAAAGCUAAUGUCUCACUUACUAUAAAUGGCAACUGAGUACCUGUACCUGAAUGUUUAAUUUUAAAAUUCUUGUUUCUGUUGUCUGAUUGAUUUAAAUACAGAUCCAAGUGUGAGUAUGGAAGAUGGACUGGUUUAUAAUAGAUACGAAGAAUCUCUUCUGGAUUUCAAAGUUAUAUCAUUCAUAUAUGUAUUUAUAUUUGUUCUUCAAUCCUAACCAAGAUACAUGAAUCAACAGCUACUGUAAAAUACCUCAUCACAAGCAAUCAUCAUACUUGUAACUAGUAAUUUAUAUCAGUUCAAAAGACACAAUCUCUUAUAACAACAUCGAAGGGACUACUCAAUACUCAUAUUUGGUCGUAAAAACAGAUAGUCGUAACAGCCAAUGUUGUUAUUAAGUACCUAGUAGAAUAGAAUUCAGCAAUAGCAGAAUUUUGGACAAUAUAAGCAGUAUGUUGUUCUAAACAAUGUCGUCAUAAAUGGUUUUGACUGUAUCUGCUUUUGUGAAUUGAAUUACAAGUAACAAAUUUUUACCAACCAUCUCACUUAUUGACCCAGAGACAUUCCUUUAGAAAAAUAAUAAUGUAACUGUGUUAUUGUCAAAGAAAAAUUGUAAUAUUUAAGAUAUAAAUAAAAUUUGCCUGUUAGUAAAUAUAU
This is a messenger RNA of Pieris napi, 1892 nucleotides long. RefSeq names its product torsin-1B (gene Torsin). Gene Ontology annotation, molecular function: ATP hydrolysis activity; ATP binding. Bases 116 to 1171 code for a protein of 351 amino acids. Gene Ontology annotation, biological process: cellular response to misfolded protein. NCBI's taxonomy places the organism in Eukaryota, Metazoa, Arthropoda, Insecta, Lepidoptera, Pieridae. The transcript is spliced from 6 exons. The record is from RefSeq and is a predicted model, not a curated record.